Haliaeetus leucocephalus (bald eagle) is the source of this 2850-nucleotide messenger RNA. Its product is annotated as sodium-dependent neutral amino acid transporter B(0)AT2-like. Bases 1 to 1896 code for a protein of 631 amino acids. Lineage: Eukaryota; Metazoa; Chordata; Aves; Accipitriformes; Accipitridae. Gene Ontology annotation, biological process: regulation of apoptotic process; sodium ion transmembrane transport. Gene Ontology annotation, cellular component: membrane. The record is from RefSeq and is a predicted model, not a curated record. The transcript is spliced from 12 exons.
AUGCAGAAGGCUCAGCCGGUGCUGGGGGGGGAUGCUGGGCCCCUCCAAGAGGAGGAGGUGCCCCCCCGACCCGCCUGGACCAGUAAAGCCCAGUACAUACUGGCCCAGCUGGGCUUCUCCGUGGGCCUGGGCAACGUCUGGCGCUUCCCCUACCUCUGCCACCAGAAUGGGGGCGGGGCCUUCCUCCUGCUCUACCUGCUGCUCCUCUUCCUCCUGGGCAUCCCCCUGCUCUUCCUGGAGCUGGCGGCUGGGCAGUGCCUGCGCCAGGGCAGCGUCGGCGUCUGGAGGAGCAUCAGUCCCCGCCUGGCCGGCAUUGGGCUGGCCAGCUGCCUGGUGUGCAUGUUUGUGGCGCUCUACUACAACGUCAUCAUUGCCUGGAGCCUCCUCUACCUCGCCCGCUCCUUCCAGCACCCCUUGCCCUGGCAGAGCUGCCCCAGCGUGCUGUAUGUCAGCACCCUCUUCCCCUACCUCGUCCUCUUCUGCCUCCUGGUCCGGGGGCUGCUGCUUGAGGGGGCCCCCGAGGGCAUCCGCAUCAUGUUCACCCCCAAGGUGUCGGUGUGGGGGACAGCCCAGGCCUGGCGGCAGGCAGCCACGCAGGUCUUCUUCGCGCUGGGGCUGGGCUUCGGCAGCGUCAUCGCCUACGCCAGCUACGGCGCGCGCCGCAGCGACUGCCACCGCGACGCCGUGCUGGUGGCUGGCCUCAACGCCCUCACCUCCCUCCUGGCCACCCUCGUUGUCUUCGCCGUCCUGGGUGCCCGCGCCACCCGCCGCACGCAGCACUGCCUCCGCAGGAACGCAGAGCUGGUGUCGCGAGCGCUGGCGGUAGGGGAGCUGCCCGAGACCGCCCGCCCCCCUGGGAACCUCACGGCCCUGCCAGCCCCCCAGUACAGCGCCUGGCUGCGGGGGCUGCCCCCAGCCCUGCGGGAUGCCCUGGGUGUCACCGACUGCCGCCUGGAGGAGGAGAUGAACAAGGGAGUGGAGGGCCCAGGCCUGGCCUUCAUCGUCUUCACAGAGACGCUGACGCUGCUGCCGGCGGCGCCACUCUGGUCGACCCUCUUCUUCCUCACGCUGCUGGGGCUGGGGCUGGGCACCAUGUUGGGCACCGUCCAGGCUGUCCUCACACCUCUGCUUGAUGCCUUCCCUGUCCUGCGCCGCCGCCGUGCUCUGCUCACUGUGCUGUGCUGCGCCGGGGGCUUCGUGCUGGGGCUGCCCUUUGCCCAGCGCUCUGGCAGCUACUUGGUGGCCGCCUUCGAUGACUACGUGGCCACACUGCCGCUGCUGGCUGUGGCCGCCUGCGAGGCCGUGGCCGUGGCCUGGGUCUACGGGGCUGAGAGGCAGCCACCCAGAGCUCCGGGGGUCCCUCCUGCACCCCCCCUCCCCCCCCCCCCCAGGUUUAUCCGGGACCGCGUGGAGCGGUGCGGGGACGCGCAGGCGGUGGCCCUGAGCCAGGCGGAGCUGGGGGGGCCGCAGCCCAGCAGCCCUGACACGAAGCACCUGAGCGAAUGCCUGCGCCGCAUCGGGGACGAGCUGGACAGCAACACGGAGCUGCAGAGGAUGAUCGAACAGGUGGGGUGCCAUGCCCCCAAGGAGCUCUUCUUCCGCGUGGCUGCAGAGAUGUUUGCUGACGGCACCUUCAACUGGGGCCGUGUUGUUGCCCUCUUCUACUUUGCCUGCAAGCUGGUGCUGAAGGCGCUUUGCACCAAGGUCCCUGAGCUGGUCCGGACUAUCCUGGGCUGGACCAUGGAGUACAUGCGGGAUCAUGUCCUGGCCUGGAUCCAGGCCCAGGGAGGAUGGGAAGGGCUCCUCUCCUACUUUGGCACUCCGACCUGGCAGACCAUCACCAUCUUCGCCGCUGGUGUCCUCACGGCCUCGCUCACCAUCUGGAAGAUGUCAUAGACUUGGCGGAGGCCGCAGCCUAGCCCCCAGGACUGGCCCCUGCCGGCAGGGAUGGUGCUGACCCCCCCUCCAGCCCCUUGGGUGCUGUGCCUUCCAGGAGCGGGGGGGCUUUUUAACAAACAGGACUUUGUUAAGACUUGCCCUGAACUUUGGGGUCUGCCCUCCCCCAGGGCAGCUGUGGCCCCCCCAGACCUUCCCCCAACAGUGGGCAAAUGUGCCUGGGGGCCACGGCUGGGACCCUGCCAGAUUCAGGGCGGGGGGGGGGGGGGACCCACACAACUUCACCACCACCCCCUCUGUCCUCCAGUCCCAGUGCUGGGGUGCCCCUGAUGCCUAGGGAUGGGUGGCUGUGGCCCCCAACACAGCCCCGGCCUCAGAGAGGUGUGACCCCAGGACUUGUGGUGCUUUGGGUAUCGUCCUGUGAUCUCAGCCCCACCCCCCCGAUAUGGGGGAUGAGGGGUCUUUGUGACCCCCAAAAAUGGGGCUAUUGGGGGGGGUGGGGGGGAGGGUUGCAGCCAUGGUUGCAGGUUGGGUAUUUAUUGGGGGCUCCCUGCCCUGAGAAAGGCCCCCCAGGUGCAAUACACCCCUCCCUGGGGUGGAGGCCCCCUCCCUGGUGGUGGCUCUCAGGGUGGGGGGGGCCAUACCCCCCAUUUACACCCCCCCUUCUCCCCCGGUUUCAGAGGUUCCCCUUUUGCAAUCAGUGUCCCUAAGGAGCUGCCCCAAGGUGGGGGCAGAGUGACGUUCCCCAUCCCCACUUGGUGCUCUUUGGAGUGAUGUCAUGAAAUGAUGAUGUCAUGGGGGGAGCCCUCCCUCUGGCUGGGGGGGCCCUGCCUUCCCCCCUGUUUUCUUCAGAUUUUUUUUUUUUUGUACCUUGUUUUGUAUCUCGGGUAUUUUGAUGUCUGAAAAUAAAGGGGAAACGGAGCCCUGUGGUGCUUUGUGUCAGGCCGGGGCUGC